Messenger RNA from Cladocopium goreaui, 3024 nucleotides. The record is from the annotation of a GenBank genome assembly. Lineage: Eukaryota; Dinophyceae; Suessiales; Symbiodiniaceae.
AUGGCAUGGUCUGUGGCGGGCGGAGGAGCUUCCAGGGCUCCCCUGCCAAAUGAUUCUGUGAGUGCCAGGCUGACAUCGAUGAUGAGACUAGCGCAAACCUGUGCACUCUGGACAUUGCUACUUGUCCCCGACGCCAUCAUGAAACACCAUGCUUCAGACAUGAACGAGGCCACCAUGAAUUCUGCCCCAAGGUAUGCCUUCCAAUAUGGAGAGGCUUUUCAUGUUUCCUUGGAGUUGUACGUGACGACUUGGUACCCAGAAGAUUGGAAGAUCGCACGCGAUAUGAUGCGAUAUGCUGGUCAAGAAGGUCAGCCUUCUUUUGAAGAAGCAAAAGAUGCACUAGGUGAACCAGUGCUGGCAACGAUCGUUGACGAGGCUUCUGCUCCUAAAGGUGGACACAGCUAUGGAAUCUUCCACUAUCGACUAUGGAGCCAUCCGCAUUGGAAGAAGAAGAGCCUACCAGAAAACUGGAAGCUGCCGAAUGUGCUCGGCUCUGCCAAGGGCUUUGACUGGAUAUGCCUGGUGCUGUCCUUCACUUUCGCCUUUUUCUUGCGCUGGGCAUGGCUUUGGCAGGACGACGACAAGCAGCUGAAGCCUCACCUGGCUUCAAUGGGAGUUUGGUUAUUCUUGGCUGGCAUUCUGUUUACGGCCAUCUGGCAACGCUUUGGCAAGGCUGAAGGAGUGCAGUGGGCAGCCGGCUAUGUAUUUGAGCUGUUUUUCAUGCUGGAAAACGUGUUUGUCUUCCAGUAUGUGAUUCACGUUACCGGUCUGCCCCGCCGACUUGUUGCACGAGUGUUGGACCGGGUGGUGUGGGCUCAGAUCAUCUUCGAAGCUGCCAAUUGGUCUACCCUGAUUGAAGCAACCAAGAAGACAGACAGCGAGGUGCAAAUGACCCCAGUGCUGAGCUGCGGCUUUGUUUCAGCAUAUUUCAGCGGCAUGUCACAUCAUAGAGGCUACUUGGUCGCUGUGGUCAGGAAUCCAUUCAUUGCUUUCAGUUCUUCAGCCAUGGCGGCCUUCUCCUUGCCGGAGCUGUUUCUCUUGAGCCAGGACUUGCUGUUCUAUUUCCCCUUGGAGCUAUUGGGGAAGCUCCUGGUGGACCACCAGGAAGGCUUCAAGGCCUUUCAGCAGGAUGCACUGCUGUCCCUGGCAUAUGGCGAGGACGCCUUUGGCUGUGUGCUGGGGCACUACAGUCUGCGAUUGGUGCUGCUGAUUUUUUCGGACCCCUGGGAACGAUGGCUGCGGCUGCAGGAAGAGCUAUUGCCAUGGGCUUCAGCCAAUGUGCUGGAGGUGCUUCAAAGUGGUUGGCCAAUCUUUGGGCUUCUGGGACUUGUGGCCUACAAGCUAAGCCGUGAUGGUGCUGGGAAAGAUGCUGUAUGUGAACAGCCAACAGAGUCCUUCCGCAUUCGGUAUGAGGAGGUCAUGCUGUAUGGGAAGGAGGUCCCCUUCAGUCGCGACGUGGAGAACACAGCCGUAGAACUGCUGCAGCACUUGCAGAACCGUUCACUGCGUUCACUGCGUUCACUGUUCCCCUUCGGCCGUUUGCAUCGAGCGUGCCUGUUGGGUGCUGGACUCCCCUUACUGGGAUACGGUGCCUCGAUCUCUUGUGCUUCCCGCAGAGAUCUUCGCACCAACCACUUCUUGCAGAACUUGAUUGCGGACUAUGAGGAGGUAUUCCUACGCCCAGCAGCAAGACCGUCUUCCUGUUUGACAAAUUCCAAGCGAUGGCAAUGUACAUCAGAGGGGGAAAACCGGGAAAGCCUGGCGAAUUUGCUCUCCAGUGGAAUGUGGGCGGCAGAGUCAUUGCACCUGUUGCAGAGGCUGUCUGAAGCUUGGGACGUCUCUGUCAACGAAGGCCCUUUGAGAGAUGGGAGGAAAAUUCUGGUCUCUGUGGAUCCCUUGGAAGACGAGUUUCAUGGAUAUGGGUUGCCCGCGUUCACCAGUCAUAUGUGGGCUGACUCUGAUCGCUUCGCAGUCCAUCCAGGAGACAGCUGUCCGGACGUAAUGGUAGCACGGGAUUCUCUUCCAGCUGUGCCAUUCUUCGGAGCUGUGGUUUACGUUGACCAUGAGGCAGGGAUUGGUCCAGGCCGUGAUGCAGGCAGGCUGGCAGAGGUCUUGGCCAAGUAUCGAGUGGUCUAUCUGGGCGUCUUGGAACCUUUGGCAGCCACCAAGUGCCUUUCACGAUUCGGCUCAGCCGUGGCACAGCAGUCCCGGGUCUGUGCGAAGGUUUUCGAUCAACAUGCUUCGAAAUCGCCUCCCAGCACUCUGAAACUGGUGUAUGUGCCUUACGCUUCCAGCUCCUUUGCAGCUCGACAUCACUCUCCACUGGACCUGCUGGUUUCCAGGCCCAUUGAAAAGAGCCACUUCUUGGCUUACAUGGCCUACGCCUGUGUGGAUCAUCGAGAACGGCUAUUUGACCUUCUGGUGCAGCGCGCAGCAUCUGCCAGGCUGGAGGCUCCAGUGGCACUUUCACGCUGCACGGGUUUCCGCUCACGACACAGGCGCCAGCUUCGCAACCACACACGAAACGUGGCACUGUCCUUCUUGGACGAGGCGGUCGAGCUCUUGAGGCCCUACAGGUUUGCAUUGGUCUUCGAGAACAAGCUAGUUCCAGGUUAUGUGACCGAGAAGAUCGUCAAUGCUUUCCUGGCUGGCUGCAUUCCCAUCUACUGGGGAUCUAGGUCUGUAUUGGAUAUCUUCAACCCGGACUCUUUCAUCUUUGCCAACGAGAUUCAGGCACCUGGCUCCUCGGAUUACAACGCUAUGGAUCCACUGGAGAAUCUGGACCGUGUUGCUGACUAUGUCAUAACCCUGGCUCAGGAUGAAGCUGCCCUAGAGCGCAUGGCAAGGGUGCCAGCUCUGGACAAAGGGCGUUUGCACAGCUUCUUCUCCUGGCACAGCAGUGUGCGCAGCGACGCUGGCGUAGCGCUGCCUGAAAGGCUGACGGCUGCGCUGCCUCGACUCCAGCGACAGGUGCUUUGUGCCUCAGGCUGGCGCAUGUGCACAGAAGAGGUGGACUUGGAGUGA